AUGAUGCUAUCAUUCCAGAUCGGCAAGCCGGCCCGACAGCAGGAAUCCGGAGAACCCAAAGCAAAGCGUGCUAAGAUCAGCGUAGCCUGUAACAUCUGCAAGGCCAGAAAGACAAAAUGUGACGGUGUCAGACCAGUGUGUGGUGCCUGUUCGAAGAGGAAACAGAUUUGCAUCUAUCGUGAAGCUGAGGAAGCCUCACCUUUGGGUGUAGAAAGGACUAUUGGCAAAGAUGCAGGCCAGUUAAGAGAUAGCAACGAAUUGCCUAGAACUUCUCCAAAAGCCCGCGCAGAACAAUCCCGCUCUUACCAAGAGAUUGUACCCACCGGGAGUCUGUUCGGUGCAUCUAGUGGCGCGCACAUCAUACCAUUGACUGAAAAAACCACAGUUUCGAGAAGUUUCUUUGAUAGUACAACAGAUAAAGGUGCUGGAGCUCUGACAAAACCACCCAAGGAGCUACCCAAAUUACGAAAACGGCACUUGGCACAAGACUCGGAUAUGCAGUUUGCCAUCCCCCCAAGGAAAAUAGCAGAUGAGAUGCUGAAUUCAUAUUGGGACUAUGUGGACAGCGCAUACCCAUGGCUUGACCGACCUUCUAUAGAAAGUGCGUACGAGACGCUAUGGACAAAGGAUGGAGAAGUGCCUAUGAAUGAGCGAGCCCUCCAUUGCAUCCUCAAUCUCAUAUUUGCUACAUCAUGUGUGGCCUCUCAGGGUCAAUCCCUUGCUUCUCGCUAUGAGUCCUCGAGUGUCUUUUUUGACCGGGCUCAGCAACUCAUGUCCUGCGAGCUGAUGAGCAUUUAUAACUUCGAAAUUAUCCAGAUUCUUUUGCUCACUGCGGUAUAUCUUCAACAUGAAAGGGUACCUCAAAAAUGUUUCAGAAACAUCGGAAUGGCAAUUCAUAUCGCUCAAGAAUUGGGUUUGCAUCUUCGUGAAACAACUGAAGCUAUCAGAGACCCACGUGAACGAGGUCUUGCUCGUCAGGUUUGGAAUGGAUGUAUUAUCAUGGAUAGACUUGAGGUAGACUUGAACAACUGGGCGGGUAGCCUCCACCCAUUCUUUCAAUCACCUUCGGACACGGCGGACCCGACGCCCACCAAGCAUAUCAUUCGCGAGGCAAACGUUUUACGGGCCAGGUAUCUCUGUGUUCGACUCCUCCUCUUCAGGCCGUUUCUCCUUCAAAUCCAGCAGCAUAAUUUGGAUACUGCUACAACUGCCUGUAUUUACAGAGAUGAACAAUUACUACCCCAUGUUGUCUCGCAAUGCCAAAUCCAUUGCAUCCAAGCCGCUGCCGACAUAAUUGAUUUCAUCGUACGAAAUUUGCCGGAGCGAACACAAGCCCACAUAUUACCAUCAAAUUGGUAUACUGUCUCAUACGUAUACAUGGCUGUGACUGUCUUACUAGCAGCCAAAAUGUCAGCGUGGAUAGUGGAUCAUUUUUCCCGGGCUCGCCUGGAUAGCCUUCUGCGACAGGCUCGUGACAUUCUCAAGAACUAUGAACAGCAUACUACCCUGGCGUCGCGGUGCAGCUCUGUCCUUGGACUCAUUGAGAGAAAUAUCGAUAGGCGUGGAUCGGGAGACGCCGGCCACGUUGAAACUUGGCAAAGCGCCAGUGACAAUGACUACACGACUAUGCAGGACCAGGUACCGAUACAACAAGAGCCUCAAAACGCGACGGGUCACUUGUCCUGGUUUGAGAACUAUACCUUUGAUUGGAACGAAUGGCCAACUUUCUUUGCACAGUUGGACAACACAGCAAGUCCCGUUGACGGAUGGGGAAUUUCGAUGUGA
Penicillium antarcticum is the source of this 1785-nucleotide messenger RNA. RefSeq lists its product as uncharacterized. Lineage: Eukaryota; Fungi; Ascomycota; Eurotiomycetes; Eurotiales; Aspergillaceae. The record is from RefSeq and is a predicted model, not a curated record. Bases 1 to 1785 code for a protein of 594 amino acids. Gene Ontology annotation, biological process: positive regulation of transcription from RNA polymerase II promoter by galactose; DNA-templated transcription. Gene Ontology annotation, molecular function: DNA-binding transcription factor activity, RNA polymerase II-specific; RNA polymerase II cis-regulatory region sequence-specific DNA binding; zinc ion binding. The transcript is spliced from 6 exons. Gene Ontology annotation, cellular component: nucleus.